Pezoporus flaviventris is the source of this 2570-nucleotide messenger RNA. RefSeq names its product cyclic nucleotide gated channel subunit alpha 3 (gene CNGA3). Lineage: Eukaryota; Metazoa; Chordata; Aves; Psittaciformes; Psittacidae. Gene Ontology annotation, molecular function: intracellularly cGMP-activated cation channel activity; cGMP binding; protein-containing complex binding. Gene Ontology annotation, cellular component: plasma membrane; intracellular cyclic nucleotide activated cation channel complex. The coding region runs from base 53 to 2194 and encodes 713 amino acids. The record is from RefSeq and is a predicted model, not a curated record. Gene Ontology annotation, biological process: monoatomic cation transmembrane transport. The transcript has 7 exons.
GUUUUUUCUUCCCUGUUUCAGCUGUCAUUUUGAUGUUGAUAUGUAAAGCAAAAUGGCAAAAAUCAACACCCAGCACUCCUACCCUGGUAUGCACAGGCUGUCUGUCAGAACUACUGAUGAUGAUGUUGCCAGGAUUGAAAAUGGCUGCCUCAGAACCCAUUCACUGUGUGAGGAUGUGUCUUCAGAACUGCAGAGAGUCAUUCCUGUGGGGGGAAGACAUGCAUCUGAAUCCCAGACGAGCUCAUUUGCAGGCAGGGGAGCAAUGGCAAGGCUAUCACGAUUUGUUGUAUCUGUGAGGUCAUGGGCUACAAGACAUACGCACCAUGAAGACCAAAGACCUGAUUCUUUCUUAGAACGUAUCCGAGGGCCAGAGCUCAUAGAGGUGUCCACUCGGCAAAGUAACAUCCGCUCCUUUCUGGGCAUCCGUGAGCAGCCUGGGGGAGUAAACAGCAAAAAGGAAGAAAAGAAGGAGGUUAAAGAGGAGAAAAAAGAGGAAAAGAAAGAGGAGAAAAAAGAGGAAAAGAAAGAGGAAAAGAAAGAUGACAAAAAAGAUGAUAAAAAAAAAGAAGAGAAGAAAAAAGAAAUCUUUGUGGUAGAUCCUUCAAGCAAUAUUUACUACAACUGGCUGACCAUAAUUGCAGCACCUGUCUUCUAUAACUGGUGUAUGCUAGUGUGCAGAGCCUGCUUUGAUGAGCUACAAGAGGACCACAUUAAAUUAUGGCUGUUUUUGGAUUAUGGCUCUGAUAUCAUUUAUAUUUUCGACAUGUUUGUGAGAUUCAGAACAGGCUUCCUUGAACAAGGCUUGCUAGUUCAGGAUGAAAAGAAAUUGCGAGAUCACUAUACCAAAACUUUGCAGUUCAAACUGGAUGUGCUGUCUGUUGUGCCAACAGACGUGGCAUAUCUGAAGUUUGGUUUGAACUACCCUGAGCUGCGAUUUAACCGCUUGCUGAGGAUUUCUCGGCUGUUUGAGUUUUUUGACCGUACUGAAACCAGGACGAAUUAUCCCAAUAUGUUCCGUAUUGGAAACCUUGUCUUAUACAUUCUUAUCAUCAUCCACUGGAAUGCGUGUAUAUACUUUGCAAUUUCAAAGCUCAUCGGAUUUGGAACUGACUCUUGGGUCUACCCUAACGUGUCCAUCCCAGAGUACGGGCGCCUGUCUAGAAAGUACAUUUACAGUCUGUACUGGUCAACACUCACUCUGACAACCAUCGGAGAAACACCUCCCCCGGUGAAAGAUGAAGAGUAUCUCUUUGUGGUCAUUGACUUCCUGGUGGGUGUCCUGAUCUUUGCUACCAUUGUCGGUAACGUGGGCUCCAUGAUUUCCAACAUGAAUGCCUCCAGGGCAGAGUUCCAGGCCAAAGUGGAUUCCAUUAAGCAGUACAUGCAUUUCCGAAAAGUGACGAAGGAUUUGGAAGCCAGAGUUAUUAAGUGGUUCGAUUACCUCUGGACCAACAAGAAAACAGUGGAUGAGAAGGAAGUUCUCAAAAAUCUGCCUGACAAGUUGAAGGCUGAAAUCGCCAUCAAUGUCCAUUUGGAUACACUGAAGAAAGUGCGUAUAUUCCAGGAUUGUGAAGCUGGACUUCUCAUUGAGCUGGUGCUGAAACUGAAACCUACAGUCUUCAGUCCUGGGGACUACAUUUGCAAAAAGGGAGAUAUUGGGAGAGAAAUGUACAUUAUUAAAGAGGGAAAAUUGGCUGUGGUGGCAGAUGACGGCAUAACCCAGUUUGUAGUCCUAAGUGAUGGCAGCUACUUCGGUGAAAUCAGCAUCCUAAACAUCAAAGGUAGCAAAUCUGGCAACAGGAGGACAGCCAACAUAAGGAGUAUUGGUUAUUCUGAUUUGUUCUGCUUGUCUAAAGAUGAUUUAAUGGAAGCCCUCACAGAAUAUCCAGAAGCCAAAAAGGCUCUGGAAGAGAAAGGGCGACAAAUUCUGAUGAAAGACAAUUUAAUAGAUGAAGAAGCAGCAAAAGCAGGAGCUGACCCAAAAGACUUGGAAGAAAAAGUAGAAAAACUUGAAACAGCUCUGGAUACACUGCAGACCAGGUUUGCGAGGCUCUUAGCAGAAUACACCUCAUCUCAGCAAAAGGUGAAGCAGAGACUGGCCAGAGUAGAAACCCGAGUGAAAAAAUACGGUAGUGGCACCUUAUCAGUUGGAGAAGCAGAGGGUGAAAAACCUGAAGAGGAGAAAAAGCAGUAAUGGAGUAUUUGUACUUCCUCAUUUAUUCAGUGGAGAAGGUUGAAGCCUGUGAAAGCCAUAAAUGUAUGUAAAUAUGUGUGUGCAUACACAGACCUGAUUAUUUUUAUAUGAACUCAAGAGAAUGGGUUUUAGCAUUUUUAACUAAAGCAGUAUUUUCUUGUAAAUAGAACACUGCCAUUUUCUUAGGGGGACAUUUGGUCUGGCAUUUGGGUGCUUUUUUGUACUGGGAGUGGGUUUCUUACAAGUCAUGCUCAGAAUGUUUAUUGUGUGUGGUGUGUGCAGGUCUUGACGCGUUGUCUCUUCCCAUCUCUGUCGUGUUAAGCAGGCGUUGUACUUAAAGCAAGAAGGGAUUGGGUUUUGUUACAGACUUCAAAAA